Molecule: messenger RNA, 369 nt
Organism: Acomys russatus (golden spiny mouse)
Lineage: Eukaryota; Metazoa; Chordata; Mammalia; Rodentia; Muridae
Product: hepatitis A virus cellular receptor 1 homolog
Exons: 3
Coding region: 32-301 (89 amino acids)
Source: RefSeq, a predicted model, not a curated record
UUAUUUAUUGUUUCCUUAGAAACCAAUCCACAUGGGGAAGGUGGAGAAGAACAUGACCAAGGGCUUCUAUGCUGCCAUCGCCAUCGCUGCCCUUCUGCUGCUGCUGCUUCUAGGCCUUCUGGUUGUUAUCAGGCUCAUGCUUACGGAAAGGAAGUCGGAGUCUCCAAGCUUGGAUGCCUUCCUUGUCUCUAGGAUUGAAGCUUUGCAAAACACAGCGAUCGUGGUGCCCAGAGGUGAAGACAAGGUCUAUGUUAUUGAAGACAGUCCUUGCCUUGCAUACCGAACCCCAGUGGCCUUCUGAGGAGCCUUCUGCCUCACACAGCAGAGACUGCAACAGAAUCUCACAGUGUCAAACACCUGUUCCAGCUC